This is a messenger RNA of Lagopus muta (rock ptarmigan), 3241 nucleotides long. RefSeq names its product otopetrin 2 (gene OTOP2). The record is from RefSeq and is a predicted model, not a curated record. Lineage: Eukaryota; Metazoa; Chordata; Aves; Galliformes; Phasianidae. Bases 207 to 1997 code for a protein of 596 amino acids. Gene Ontology annotation, cellular component: membrane. The transcript is spliced from 7 exons. Gene Ontology annotation, biological process: proton transmembrane transport. Gene Ontology annotation, molecular function: proton channel activity.
CAAAAUGGAUCGUGUGAGUUUUCCUGAGAAGUCCAUGAAGCACUGCUGUCAGCUCCAGCCAUGGUAUAAAUCACGGAGACAUCCCAGCGGGUAUAAAUUCUUUGACUGAUCGAGCUGCAGCAACAGGGAAACCUCUCCAUCAGCCCAGCGAGAGCAGCGAUUGGAUUCCAGGCAGCAAAGCAGCAGCUUUCCCCCUCAGCUGAACCAUGACCGAAGAGCCCGCGCGGAAGAACAGUGAGAUCAGACGGUCCGACUCCAUGGGCUGCGGAUCCAAGGACGACAAAGCCAGCCUGGCUUCCAACCUGACGAUAUCCCUCAGCCCGCAGCCCCACCAGCCCUCCACUCCAGGCUCCAAGGAGGUGUGGAAGAAGGGCGGCCGCAUGUUCUCCAUCCUGCUGGCCGUGCACUUAGCCCUGCUGGCCUGCACGCUGGUGAGCAGUGGGGCUUUUGAGAGAAUUGCCGUGCACGAUUACGAUGUCUUCUUCCUGCUGACUGUCAUGAUGCUGAUAGUCAUCAUAUGGAUUAUCUUCUACCUCAUCAGCACCUCCCGGUGCCCAGAUGCCAUCCUCUGCAAAGACUCCCACGCUGGACCCAUCUGGCUGAGAGGAGGUCUGAUCCUAUUUGCCAUUUUCAGUCUCGUCAUGGAUGUGUUCAAAAUAGGAUAUUACUCCAGCUUCUACAGCUGCCUGUCUGCAAUCAAAAUAAUGUACCCCAUCGUGCAAGCAAUAUUCGUGGUUGUACAGACGUACUUCCUGUGGAUCUCUGCCAAAGACUGUGUCCACGUACACCUGAACGUUACCAGGUGUGGCUUGAUGCUAACUCUGACCACAAACUUAGCGGUGUGGAUGUCAGCGGUGACAGAUGAAUCUGUUCACAAAGCGCAUUCAAAGCUGAAUAAAAAUACAACGGAGGAGCUGUACAGGUGGCUCCUGAAAGUGGGAAUGAGAAGUGGCUCAACAGAAGCAUGCAAUUGCGACAGCCAAAUCUGCGAGGUCUUCAAGAACGGCUACUUCUGGCUGUACCCCUUCAACAUCGAGUACAGCCUGUUCGCCUCCGCCAUGGUUUACGUCAUGUGGAAGAACGUCGGGCGCUUUAUAGACCACCACUCCCACCACGUCCAGCACCUCAAGUUCAAGCUCUUCCGAAGAACCUUCUUUGUGGGCAUUGUGCUGGGCCUCAUCAUUCUGGUGGGCGGCUUGGGAGUCUUUAUCGUUUAUGAGGUGCAAGUAAAUUCCAGCACCGAGCCCAGCAAGAAUAGCCAAGCGCUCACCAUGUACUACAUCUUCAACAUUGUUUGUCUGGGCCUGAUGUCCCUUGUCUGCAUUGGAGGCUCUGUCAUCUACCGCUUCGACAAGAGAGACAUGGACCGGCACAAGAACCCGACGCGGACGCUGGACGUGGCGCUGCUGAUGGGGGCUGCCCUGGGGCAGUACGCCAUUUCUUACUACUCCAUCGUAGCCAUCGUGGCCAGCACGCCAAGGGACGCCAUCAGCGCACUCAACCUCACUUACGCCCUCCUCAUGAUCGCCCAGCACACUUUCCAGAACAUCUUCAUCAUUGAAGGCCUUCAUCGGCAGCCCCCCAAGGAGGACCACAAGCACGGCUCUCACCAGAAGGAGCUCUACGGUCUCACCUUCGUCAACGUCAACGCGGUGUCCCUCCGGGUGCCCGACAGUGGCAGCGCGUCGGCACCGAACCCUGCCCCCAGCACUGAGGGCACCCAUCCGUCCGACAUCGUGCGGUCCCUCGUGGCCCCCAAGAAGAUAAACUGGCAGAGGAAGCUCUUAAGGGAGAUCUCCAUGUUCCUCCUGCUGUGCAACAUCAUACUCUGGAUCAUGCCAGCAUUUGGUGCCCGGCCCCAAUUUGACAAUGACACAGAACUGAACUUCUAUGGUGAUUCCAUGUGGCCGGCCAUCGUGGACAUUUGCCUGCCCUUUGGAAUCUUCUACCGAAUGCACGCAGUGGCCAGUUUGCUGGAGGUCUGCAUCAUGUCCUGAUGAACGCUCUCGUAAGGAAGAUGAGAACCUCCUCAACCCACCCACCUUCGUCCCCACAUCCCGAGGGCUCCUCACCGCUGCCUCAAUCGUGUCCUCCUGCAGUGUCGGGGCAUUUCUGAACUGUCAGUGAAAAUCAUCUCAAUGUAGCUCCAGAUUUUAUUUUUGCUAUGUGUGUGUGGAUGUGCACGUGAGUGUGUUUGAAGUUCUUAGACCUUAAAGAAAAAAAGGAAAAAAAAGAAGGAACAGAGUAAGAUGAUGGUAAUUACCCUCAGUUCACGCAGAGAAUCACCUUCCUCCCUCGAUCCCAUUCACCCCACACGUCACUGCUUUACUUUCCCAGGAGUGUUUGGCCACAUGGGCAGUCACUGCCUGUGCAGAGGGGUCAGCUCAGGAGCGAACGGCAAGGGGAAACCAGUGCACUUCUGGUACGGCCAGUCAGAAGCCACCCACUGCCCUGCAGAUGUGAAAAACCACCGCUGCCACCAAAGGCUCUGAGAACGCUCUGUCUGCCCUCUGCCUCACCUGUCCCUACCUGAGCCCCCCAGCACAGCAGGGUGGGGUGCUGACGGCUGCACCAAUAUGGGAGGGCUGAGCACAGGGCUGUCCUGGCACUUUUCCCCCUCAUUUUCCUGAAUCAGUGCUCAAGAGCCAUGAAGAUCAUAGGGGCGAGGGAGCACGAUGAAGAGGUUUGUUUUUCUUCUCUUCUUUUUUAAAUAGAUGAUUUUUUUUUUUAAUAGCUGAACCUUUUUGUACGCAAAAUUAUUUAUUGAUGUUCACUGUAAUGCUCAACUCCUGGAGGGUCCCUCCGUGCCCUGCAGUGCAGAAAUCAUCCCACCACUACCACUUUCCCCUCCACCUCCUGUGCCCUCAAGGUAGGACUGCAAUGCACCUCCAGCCCUGCAAGAUUCGGGGCCCAUGCACACAGCCCCAGCACGCACCUCUGGGCACCUGCAGCUCCCUGUGGACCGUGGCAUCACAGAAUGGGUUGGGUUGGGAAGGACCUCAGGGAUGACCCCGUUCCUCAGCUCCUGUUCCGUGACCCAGGGCUACAGGUGGUAGGAAUGGGCUCACUGCACUGCGCAGCGCCCAAGCAGAGCUGGGGCUGCACACAAACUGCCUGGAGAGGUGUGUGCCCCAAGGGCAGCGCUGUGCUUUGCCUGCACUCCAGCACAUCCGGGGUUAUCGUUCAAACGAAGAGCGCUCCAGCCAUGGCAGAGAUUGAGCCUUUUCCUACAGGUGUGUGU